AGUAAAGGAAAUUCAUAGCUUCCAGAAGGUGUAACUUCAUUGGCUCUAUCAUUAUUCAUUUCUCAUCGACCGAGUGAAGUGUUAUUACAAGUAUCCACCAACAGGAGAAAAAUUACAAUGGACGACAACGAACCACAGUUGAAUAUGAAACGGAAACCAUCCGGAAUUUUGAAAUCAGACAUACCAAAAUCUCGGAAACCAAGUGGAUUGUCUAUAGACGUUAAACUACCAAAAACGUUAGAUCACGAGCUUUCAACUUCACCUCCAUCAUCAGUUUCUCCACAACUUUCAGUCACAUGGGCAACUCAUGUGCAUGGAAAUCACAAUGAUAGCGAAGAGCUAGACAAGCAACGUUUUGUAAAUGACGUCUUUUUCGGUUCUGAAAAGCAAAUAGAAAUGAAUCCUUCAGAGCGGAAUACAUCAAGCAUCGAUAUCCAUGAUACAGAAGACGAGGACUAUUCUGCGAGCUUGAAUGCGAUAAUCAAGAGAAAAGCAAGUAUCAAGAAAAAACGAGGAUCUAGACGCCAUCGCAGAACUUCAAGUCCUAUAAGUCAAAUGAUGGGAUCAAGUAAUGGAGACAGGAGAAGGUCGAGUGUGUACACGACUAGCUCAGGAGAAACUGCAGUGACAUUGGAGGAUGUAAGAGAUGAUGGAACACAAGACAGAAUAUUCGAAAACAUACGGUUGCACAAGGAAGUUUUACAGUCCGUCAAAAUGGAACCAUGGAGUAUGAGGCGUAAAUUAAAGCUUGUGAAACAAGCUAAAAGCUAUAUAAUACAACACGAAGGUGUUCUACAAGAUCGUUUCACCUCACGUUCAGCGAAAAGUUUACUGACGCAGUUCAAUAUUUUCCUAUCAACGAAAUGGCGACAAGUUUUACGGGAGAUAACAAAUCUUUCUACAUAUUUGAUCCCGUGGGAGUCUAGAAUUAAAGAAAUAGAGUCACACUUUGGAUCUGUUGUAGCUUCAUAUUUUACGUUUCUUAGGUGGUUAUUUUGGGUAAAUAUAGUAAUAUCGUUUCUUCUGGUGCUUUUCGUAAUGAUGCCAGAAGAGAUCUAUAUUAAUCGGGAUCAAGCCAAGUGUGAUAUAAGGAAAACUAUGUCUCAGCAAGAGCAGGCAAUAUCAUCGAAUUUCAGCACAAUUUGGGAAUUUGAAGGAAGGUUGAAAUAUUCGUCAUUGUUUUACGGCUACUACUCUACGUUCUCAGGUGCCAUUUCAUGGGGAUAUAAUUUACCACUUGCUUAUUUCCUCACUGGUCUAGUAGUAUACAUAUACAGCUUUGUGGCAACAUUAAAAAAAAUGGCAAAAAACUCAAGGAUGUCAAAGUUAUCAUCCAAGGAUGAUGAAUAUGUAUUUGCUUGGAAACUAUUUACUGGCUGGGAUUAUAUGAUUGGUCACACUGAAACGUCACAAAAUCGUAUGGCAUCUAUCAUUUUAGGCUUUAAAGAAGCUCUACUUGAAGAAGCUGAGAAGAAGAAAGACACGAGGAACUGGCGAAUUAUAUUAUUAAGAAUCACGGUCAAUUUCUUAAUACUUGGAUUAUUAGUCAUUUCAGCAUUCGCUGUGGUACAAGUUGUUAAGCGUUCUAUGGAUAUCAAAGAUACGGACUCAUGGUGGACCAGGAAUGAAAUUACUAUUGUGAUGUCUUUAAUUACCUUCUUUUUUCCAAUGAUAUUUGAAGCAUUAGGAUUACUAGAAUAUUAUCAUCCAAGAAAACAGUUGAGGAUACAAUUGGCAAGAAUUAUGGUUUUAAAUUUGCUGAACUUGUAUUCUCUUAUUUUUGCAUUAUUUGACAAGAUAAGCCACAUGACAGAAGAACUUCGUAGCUUGAAGCCCUCAAAUUAUACAAGCGAUAGUCAUUGCUUAACCAUAGCUAAAAACCAAUCAUAUAACAAUUACAGCAUACCGACCAUGGCUCUCUAUGCUGAGUAUGCUUUAAGACCUAUGUCACUUAAAUUGACACAGGAACUUUUUGAUUACCAAAGUAACUGUUACAAACAGUUCAUCAAAUGCCCAGUGCAAACCACAAUUAAUGCUGCCAUUUUGACAAUGUUCUUUUCGAAUAUAUCUAGUUCCAUGCUACCUUCUUCAAAUAUUUCAGAUUAUGAUACAUCUACUUCCAAUUUCAUGACAAAUUCCUAUACAACGAACGAUGACUUAAAUUCUUCGUUCAUCACAAUGGCAUCGACACAUAGUAUUUCAGAAGAUAACAGAUAUGCUACAGAUAAUGAAUUCGAUUACGACGAUGAAGAUGUUGCCUAUUAUUUGGAACAAAGAAUGCGAAACUUGCCAAAUGAUCAAUUUGAAGAUAUUCCAAUUAAUAAAAGAGAACUCAACAUGAGCGCUAUUUAUGAACAUUAUAAUAUAUCCGACGAAAUCUUGACAGAGCCUUCGACAACAAACGAACUUGUCGAUGCGGUAACGCAAAUACUAUACUCCAACACAGCAACGACUGAUUUUCAAACUAUGACCUAUACUGAAUUACACACCUAUGUUACCGAAAAAUACGAUGAAUUUUUGGAAUCGUACUACUAUUCAGAGGAAGAUGAGGUCCAAGAGGACAAUAAUUGCUUCCGAUGGAUUUGCGAAAACGUCACUGAUACCACAGCAGAAGGAAUCUCGAGUAGCGAAGUACCAUUCACAGAUGCCACGACAAUUAGUACAGAAAACCAUAUUACAUUAGAUACCGCAAUCAAAGUUGACGAAAUAACGUUGGCCCCGAAUACAGACUUUCCCAUGCAAAGUUCUAGAGAAGGUAAAUUUAAGAACGCUGAUAUACGAACGCUUUGUUGGGAAACAAUGUUUGGUCAAGAACUGGCUAAACUCACAAUCAUGGAUUUGUUGAUGACAAUUUUCUCAACUAUGACACUUGAUUUCAUGAGAGCAUUGUUUGUUCGUUAUAUGAAUAACUGUUGGUGUUGGGACUUGGAAAAGGUGUUUCCAAAGUAUGGAGACUUCAAAAUUGCUGAGAACAUUCUGCAUCUUGUGAACAAUCAAGGAAUGGUAUGGAUGGGCAUGUUUUUUUCUCCAGGUCUUGCGGUGAUCAAUAUAUUUAAACUGAUCAUCAUAAUGUAUUUGCGAUCGUGGACUGUUCUUACAUGCAAUGUACCUCACGAAGUAGUGUUUCGGAUCUCUUAGAGAAGCAAAUCAGGAUUUGAAGUUACAAUUACGAAAAGAACGAACAGAAGAAAGACGUAAAAUGUUCAAAAUUGCGACCACUCAACAUUGCCAACAAAACCCAGCAAUCAAAGGUCUUUCAAACUCAU
Messenger RNA from Aedes albopictus (Asian tiger mosquito), 3266 nucleotides. Its product is annotated as transmembrane channel-like protein. NCBI's taxonomy places the organism in Eukaryota, Metazoa, Arthropoda, Insecta, Diptera, Culicidae. The transcript is spliced from 12 exons. Gene Ontology annotation, molecular function: mechanosensitive monoatomic ion channel activity. The record is from RefSeq and is a predicted model, not a curated record. Bases 118 to 3138 code for a protein of 1006 amino acids. Gene Ontology annotation, cellular component: plasma membrane.